Messenger RNA from Zalophus californianus (California sea lion), 3358 nucleotides. It is a transcript of the gene MOBP, whose product is annotated as myelin associated oligodendrocyte basic protein. The coding region runs from base 209 to 739 and encodes 176 amino acids. The record is from RefSeq and is a predicted model, not a curated record. Gene Ontology annotation, molecular function: actin binding; myosin binding. Gene Ontology annotation, cellular component: cortical actin cytoskeleton. Lineage: Eukaryota; Metazoa; Chordata; Mammalia; Carnivora; Otariidae. The transcript has 5 exons.
CUUGUGUAAUGAAAAACCCGGAUAUAUAAUCUCUCCCUAUAUAUUCUGCAUGCAUUGAGGUAGCCUCAACCCCCCCAGGGACCUGGUACAGAUGUGGAGCCUGUUGCACACAACUGCUACUUGAAGGAAAAAAAGGAGCAAAUGAUACCAAGACAAGCUCAUAACAGAGAUCUAAUCACCAGAUGUGUACGGAUGAAAAUACAGUGAGAUGAGUCAGAAAACGACUAAGGAGGGCCCCAGACUCUCCAAGAACCAAAAGUUUUCAGAACACUUCAGCAUACGUUGCUGCCCACCAUUCACCUUCCUCAACUCGAAGCGUGAGAUCGUGGACCGGAAAUACAGCAUCUGUAAAAGUGGCUGCUUCUACCAGAAGAAAGAAGAGGACUUGAUCUGCUGUGCUUGCCAGAAGACCAGCUCCUGUCAGUAUCCCUUAAGCAGCAAAAGAGAGCCAUGGCUCCAGCCUCCAGCUUCUUUUGGCCCCCUCAGCCCCAGACGCCGUGCAACGUCCCCUCAGAGGCCCAAGCACCAGCCUGCUGCACCCCCCGCGGUGGUCAGAGCACCAGCCAAGCCACGGUCCCCUCCGAGGUCCGAGCGUCAACCACGCCCCCGCCCAGAGGUCCGACCACCACCAGCCAAGCAGCGCCCCCCUCAGAAGUCCAAGCAGCCGCCGCGCAGCAGCCCCCAGAGAGGGCCAGGCACCAGCCGUGGGGGGUCCCCCAUCAAAGCUUCUAGGUUCUGAUUGAAAAGGAAGACCAAGCCCACCCCACGGAAAAAGUGAGGGAGGAGUUUCAAGCGAAUGGACCACCUCAGGACCUGGACUCACUGCUUCUUAACUCACGUGCCCUUGGGCAAGUUAUCCAGCUUCAAAUAUGAUGCAGGGGCAGACACCUGCUGAUGUGGCAACUGCCAAUGCCCACAGUCCCCUUGGUGCAGGGGCAGCUGGGCAGCCUGCCUGGAGGUGAGAAGGGGCAUCUCUGUGUAUCAUACUCCAGUUGGUGGGUCCCAGCAGUGUCCCUUGGGCUCCAGAGCUCAGUGCAUGGCUUCUUUGGUCUCAGCAGCAGUCCUUUCUUUCCCAGAACAUGCACAGAACUCCAGGGUCUUUGGAUCAGGAUGGUCAGGUGCCAGUCCUUGUGUUGUCCUCCAAUUUCUGUUCCCCUCUGUCCUUGGCAUCCUGUUGCCUAGUUUGACAUUUGUUCCUUGACCUUCUUCUUUGUAACUAAUCCUCUAUCUGGUUCCUCUCUUUCCCUGUGCCAUUUGGUUUCCAUCUGACCUCCUUAAUCAGUUCCCUGUACUAGCACACAGUCAGAGGCACAGCUGGCUCUGGGGAAGAUCCAAGUUCUUUUGAGUAAGAUAUUAGGCUAGCAGAUGAACCAGAUAUGCAAGGAAAUUCCCAAGGAGGGUAGGAGUUGUCUAAAUCAGCCAAUGUGCUGUGUCAGAGCUGAGAGUAAAGUCAUAAAGAAGUAUCUCCUUCCCAUUCCCCAGGCCCCUCUCUCCAACCUCACACAGGGAUUUGUGAAUGUCUUCUUCUGGUAUCUGCCUGGGUGAGAGAAAAUACUCUAUAAGGCACGGCCUUUGAGCCUUAUCCAACCCAUCUGGACAGUUCCAACUCCAGAAUUAAUUGCUCCAAUUAGUUGUAACCUUGAGCAAUUUAUCUGGGCUUACUCAAUGCCUUACCCCUUGCCCCUCUCCUGAAGGCUCCUGGAGACAAGGCUGCUGAGAGGGGCCAUCUGUGAGCCAGAGAUGCUGCUCUCUCAUGCUCCCACCUCAGGACACAGGCAGGUGGCCCCAUGGCCCUUUCAUAGGACCAGAAGAGGUACUCAGAGAGUUGCUAUUUCCAGGCCAUAGUAGCCCAAAUUCCUGGGGAGAGCUGAGUCCUGGUCCCUCUAUGUUGUCCCUGGUUGGUGCCUCCACAUACUACAGAGGGAUCAGGCAAAAUAGGAGAGGAGCUUGGCCUUGGGGAGAGGAGAAUUAAGUGGGGGGUGGGGGUGGGGAAGAGGCAAGUUAGGGUAGAUACGCAGUCCAAGACUUCCCUCCCUGUGUAGGAGGUUAACCCAUGAUAUAUGCAGAUCUGAACCCAAUUACAGUGGAGUAUACGUUAGGAGUUUACCUCAUCUCUGAUUUGUUCUCACUAUCCAUAGCCAGACUCUUGGAAGGGCUUUAACCUUGAGUAUGGGCUCUCAGUCACGGGCAUAGGAACUAAUCCCCUGACUCUGCCCUCCUUAGACCACAUCACUACACAGAGCACAUCACUACACACACACAUAUUUGGUGGGGGUUGCCCCUGGGUUAAAUGGAGGACUCUCAGAUCAUCUUGCCCUCUUGUGGAUUGGUGUGUGUGUUUCUGUAUGUGUUGGGGAACUUGGCUUUGGGGGAACAGUUAUGGGAUCUCAUUUUCUCUCCCAGGCACAAAUCCUAGAGAGCUCCUCCAAGUUUCACUCAUUUCCAUCCCCCACCCCCCAGAGGACCCUGACCACUGAAACUCAUCACACGAGAAGACCACAUACUAAUAGACUCCCCUCAGGGGCCUGACCUUGACUUGGGAUUCCACUGUUUGCCCAGCAGCAGCCUUUCAGGAACCUCUCUUGGACCACUUUCCCUACUCAUCUCAGAGUUGGGGGAUGGAAGGAGAGGGUUUGGAGUGGGCCCAUUGCUCUUGAGGCUCUAGCAAGGUCCACUCCAGGAGCUACCUCAGGUUGUUGUAAGCCCAAGCUUGGCUGAUUUGUUUGUUGGCUUUAAAGUUGGACUGAAGGGUGAGAAAUAUAGGCAGUAGAUCCAAGUCCCACUCCUCCUCAACCCCUCCAACACUUUUCUACUUAAGAGGACACUGGAGGGGAGCUGUAGCCAUGCUCCAGCCCCAAAGGUACAAGGCUUAUUGCCCUGCCAGGUUUCAUCUACCCCAUUUGAGACUCAGAAGCCCUUUCCCUGCCCAGCAAGACAACACUUUCCUGUCUUCUUUUUGUUCUCUCCUUUUGUAUGUAUAAAUGAUAUGUUGUCAUAGCUACUCAGUGCUUGUGCUCAUUUGGGGCUCUGUUCUUGCUAUUCACUCUGCCUGUGAUGCUCUGGUCCAAGAUCUUUGCCCUGGUGACUUCAGCUCAAAUAUCAUCUCAGAGAUGUUUCCCUUGGAAACUCACUGUGGUUUCCAUAGUUACUCUCUAUCCCACCACUUUAGAUUUGUUAGCUGUGUUUGUCUUCACAGUGCUUAUCACCCUUGGGAAUUAUCUUGUUCAAUUAUUUACUUGUUUAUUGCUUGGAUCUCCUUCUGCUCCUAAUGUAACCUCAGUGAUCACCAACAUCUGUUUCUUGCUAUAUUUUCAAUUCCCAGCACUAGGAAGAACUCAAUAAACACUUGUUGACUGAA